AAGUGAUUGGGACCAAUUAACAACUUUAAUUGUCUAGAAAUUACAAUCAAUUAGCACAAGUGUGUCUUCUAUCUAUCUUUGAUCUCCUUAUCUUCAAAGAUAUUCUGUUUGCAAAGUAUAAGCUGUGAAUAGUUUAGGUGUGAACAAUAUAUUGUCUAUGGGUAUAUAUGGAUGGGAUGAACCUCAGAUAAAUAUAUAUCUAACAUUUGAACAUCUAAUAUUUGAAUUAAAACACUACAACAUUAUCAAGAUGGAACUUGUACAAGUAGCUAACACUCUGAGACAUCAGUUGAUUGCUCUUGAUAACAGUGAACACAAUAAAGCUGAAAUAGACCAUAUGUUGAAGUUACUGGGAGCCAGCUACUUUAAAGCUGAGAUGUUGGACAACCAGUUCCAGCAGCUACACCUGGCCCUGAGGUUGUCAGUCACUGAGGGAGUGCAACAAAUGUUCCAGACAUAUAUAACAAACAAAGAGAUGCAGGUUCAAAAUACAGCAGAAACUAUCAAAUCCAGUCUGGAAGACGGACAAACACCAGUUAUGACAUCAUUGAUGACAUCACCACCAACAUCAUCAUCAGUUGGAAGAACCAGACCUGACAGAUCUACCACAGUGUGGGUCAACAUGGACAUCGAAACAUACAGAUCCAGUUAACAAAAUAUGUUGAAUAUGUGCUACAAUACCAGUAAAUACUGUUGUAAAAACAAUUGUUAUGGUACUAUGUUAUGAUGAUGUGCUCUGUACAAUACUUAUAUAACAAAGAAUAAAAAAAGUAUAAACAA
Dreissena polymorpha is the source of this 780-nucleotide messenger RNA. RefSeq lists its product as uncharacterized. Lineage: Eukaryota; Metazoa; Mollusca; Bivalvia; Myida; Dreissenidae. The transcript has 3 exons. The coding region runs from base 158 to 652 and encodes 164 amino acids. The record is from RefSeq and is a predicted model, not a curated record.